Molecule: messenger RNA, 3107 nt
Organism: Cyprinodon variegatus (sheepshead minnow)
Lineage: Eukaryota; Metazoa; Chordata; Actinopteri; Cyprinodontiformes; Cyprinodontidae
Gene: slc4a5b
Product: solute carrier family 4 (sodium bicarbonate cotransporter), member 5
Exons: 24
Coding region: 156-3107 (983 amino acids)
Biological process (GO): bicarbonate transport; transmembrane transport; regulation of intracellular pH
Cellular component (GO): plasma membrane
Molecular function (GO): monoatomic anion transmembrane transporter activity; solute:inorganic anion antiporter activity; sodium:bicarbonate symporter activity
Source: RefSeq, a predicted model, not a curated record
GAAGGUGAAAGUUACUUUUUUGAUCCAUUUAAUGAGACCUGAGCUGGAGACUGGGAGCUAGAGAAUAAUUCUUCCUGAAGCAAACCAGAGGACGUCUCUCUUCUUCUGUGUUUGGAUCUUUGCUUGAAUCCAGUGUGAACCCUAUUCUCUCUAACAUGACCUCUCAUCUGAACCUACCUUGCUCCAGAACAGUGUCCCCUGCUGCAGAGCGUCUUCGCCACAUACUGAGUGAGGAUGACGCCACUCCAACACCGACCAUUUUCACUGAGAUGGACACGUUGCAACAAGAUGGAGAAGAGUUAGAGUGGAAAGAGUCUGCAAGGUGGGUGAAGUUUGAGGAGAAGGUAGAAGAGGGAGGAGAACGAUGGAGCAAGCCUCAUGUCUCCACGCUAACCCUCCAUAGCCUAUUUGAGCUCAGGACCUGUCUGCAGACAGGAAGCAUCCUGCUCGACCUGGAAGGUUACUCACUGCCACAGAUCGUUGAGGAGAUUGUGGAUCGCCAAAUCGCCGAUGGCCUCAUUCCUCCGGAUCUGAAGGAGAAGAUCAUCUUUGUGUUGCUCAGAAAGCAUCGUCACCAAACCAAGAAACCGAUCCAUCGCUCCCUGGCAGACAUGGGAAAGUCCUCCAACACGCCCUCUAUCAAUCUGACUCGUAGUACUAGUUCAUCUUCCGGGAUCCACCGUUCCACAGAAGACCUUCGUUCUCGGCCGUCAAGCACCCUCAGCCGCCUGCAUCCUUCCCAGAGCCGAAGCAUGAAUGAUAUUUCAGACACACCCAGUACAGACCAGCUAAAGAAUAAGUUCAUGAAGAAGAUUCCUCGUGACGCUGAGGCUUCCAAUGUCUUAAUCGGUGAAGUGGACUUCCUGGACAAGCCGUUUGUAUCUUUUGUACGUCUGGCUCAAGCCACCACACUGGGAGGCCUUACUGAGGUCCCUGUACCUACCCGGUUCCUCUUUAUCCUGCUGGGUCCUCAAGGUAAAACUAAGUCCUACAAUGAAAUCGGCAGAGCCAUCGCAACUCUAAUGGUGGAUGAUCUGUUCAGUGAUGUUGCCUACAAAGCACGGGAUCGUGAUGACCUAAUCGCAGGAGUUGAUGAGUUCCUGGAUGAAGUGAUUGUCCUUCCACCAGGAGAAUGGGACCCCAAAAUACGCAUUGAACCUCCAAAGAAGGUCCCAUCAGCAGAAAUGAGGAAGUCGGUACUCAACCUAAAUGAACUUGGUCAGAUGAAUGGCUCGGCUGGUGGAGCCGCUGGUGGAGAGGAUGAUGAGCUUCCUGUUCAGCAUGAAUUGGGAGAGGAGCUCAAAUUCACUGGAAGAUUUUGUGGUGGACUGUGGCUGGACAUCAAAAGAAAGAUCCCAUUUUACUGCAGCGAUAUCUACGAUGGCUUCCAUAUCCAAUCCAUCUCUGCAGUGCUCUUCAUUUACCUGGGCUGCAUCACCAACGCAAUUACUUUUGGUGGACUGCUGGGAGAUGCAACGGAUAAUUACCAGGGAGUGAUGGAGAGUUUUCUUGGUACUGCUUUAGCAGGGACCGUCUUCUGUUUGUUUGGUGGACAGCCUCUCAUCAUUCUCAGUUCAACUGGACCCAUCCUCAUCUUUGAAAAACUGCUUUACGAGUUCAGCAAGAACAAUAACAUAGACUACAUGGAGCUCCGUCUGUGGAUCGGUCUGCACUCGUGUCUGCAGUGCUUUCUGCUGGUCAUCUCAGACGCCAGCUACAUCAUCAAAUAUAUGACCCGCUUCACAGAAGAAGGUUUCUCCAGCCUCAUCUCCUUCAUCUUUAUCUCAGAUGCCAUUAAGAAGAUGGUUGGAACCUUUAAAUAUUACCCAAUCAACCGGGGAUUUAAGCCAGAUUACAUAACAUCUUACAAGUGUGAAUGCGUGGCUCCAGAUCAGGCGUCUGCUCUGGGUUUAAAUGUUUCAGCUCCUGUGUCAGAGGAUAAUAUAACUCUGCUGUUUAACUUGACAGACCUGGAUUGGAGUCAGCUAAGUAAGAAAGAGUGUGUGAAGUAUGGUGGUGCAUUGGUGGGAGGAUCCUGUAAGUAUGUUCCCGACCUGGCCCUAAUGUCCUUCAUCCUCUUCAUCGGCACCUACUCUAUGACUGUUUCUUUGAAAAAGUUCAAGUUCAGCCGCUACUUCCCGACAAAGCUUCGUUGCCUGAUAAGUGACUUUGCCAUCAUCAUCUCCAUCAUGGUCUUCUGUGGCCUGGAUUAUCUUCUGGCGGUGGACACCCCCAAAUUACAUGUUCCCACCAAGAUAAAGCCGACUCGUUCUGACCGGGGUUGGUUCGUGCUUCCAUUUGGGAAGAACCCCUGGUGGUGGUACCUGGCCACCUUUGUUCCGGCUCUCCUCGUCACCAUCCUGAUCUUCAUGGACCAACAGAUCAGUGCCGUAAUCGUCAACCGCAAAGAAAACAAGCUAAAGAAAGGCUGUGGAUACCACUUGGACCUGUUCUGGGUGGGUGUGUUGAUGGCUGUGUGUUCCUUCAUGGGUUUGCCUUGGUAUGUUGCCGCCACUGUCAUCUCCAUCGCCCACAUCGACUCUCUGAAGAUGGAGAGCGAAUGCAGUGCUCCUGGAGAACAGCCUCAGUUCCUUGGAGUCAGAGAGCAACGGCUGACAGGUGUUCUGGUGUUUGUGCUGACUGGCCUCUCAGUCUUCCUCGCUCCCAUCCUUCAGUACAUUCCAAUGCCAGUCCUCUACGGAGUUUUCCUUUACAUGGGAGUUGCAUCACUGAGUGGUAUUCAGUUCUGGGAACGCAUGAAGUUGUACCUGAUGCCUCCCAAACACCAACCAGACUUUUCCUUCCUGCGCCACGUCCCCCUGAGACGCAUCCAUCUUUUCACGCUGGUUCAGAUUAUUUGUCUGGCUGUCCUUUGGAUCCUCAAGUCCACCUUCCUGGCCAUAAUCUUUCCAGUAAUGAUUUUGGGUCUGAUGGUUGUACGAAAGAUGCUGGACCUGAUGUUUUCACAACAUGACCUGGCCUGGCUGGAUGACAUCCUGCCAGAUAAAGACAAGAAGAAGAAAGAGGACGAGAAGAAGAAGAAGAAAAAGACAGUUGAGCCAGAGAGUGACGAAGAGGAAACGCGCAUGCUCGCCAAAGGCGCCUAA